AUGCCGCGGUCUCUAUGCACGUCCCCCUCUAUCAAUGACCUGCCUACCAUCUUUCACUCCACACUUUGUAUACUACAUUUUUUUCUGACUAACAUGUCGACCCCUCGAGCUAAGCCUUGGGAAACGUCUUCCGGCACCUCUGCUGCUCAUACGGAGCACGUGCACGAAGUCUCUACACCACUAGCGGGUGGUUCUGCCUCUCAAAUCCCAGAAAGACCAACUUCACUAUCUGAUCCAUCAGCAUCUCAACAAAUGUCCCAGGGAGGUAUGGGCCUGCUGUAUGGGUCUGGUUAUAAUUCCAGUCUUGGCUACGGUGCUGGAUCGGGUUAUGGCUCCGGCUAUGGUUCCGGCUAUGGUGGAUAUGGUGCCUCCCGGUUUGGAUCAGGGUAUGGCUCUUCCAUGUUUGGUGGCUAUGGGUCAUCUGGUCUUGGCUAUGGCGGCUACGGCUCUUCAAUGUAUGGUGGCUAUGGAGGCUAUGGAUCCUCGAUGUAUGGUUCUGGGUAUGGUUCUAUGUAUGGCCAGAACGGCAUGAACGGUAUGAGUGGCAUGAAUGGCCCUGGAGGCAUAGCUGAGGGAACACAAGCAACUUUCCAGCUAAUAGAAUCAAUCAUAGGUGCUGUGGGUGGCUUUGCCCAGAUGCUAGAAGCCACAUACAUGGCGACCCACCUGUCUUUCUUCACCAUGGUUUCCCUAGCCGAACAAUUCGGCAAUUUGAAGAACACCCUUGGAUCGCUACUUGGAAUCUUUGCAUUAAUCAAAUUUGCUAAAAAACUCUUCUACAAGCUUGCCGGGCGCAAGUACAACCACGGCAUUAAUCUCAAAGAGUUUGGCAAGUUCGAGAACAAACAGAAAAAAUUGGAGGAUAGCUUGAGAAGACAGCAGUCAGGAGAAAGAAGAAUUCCAGGCAUCUCUUUUAAGCCUCUCGUUCUUUUUUUGGCUGCUUCCAUUGGCUUCCCUUAUUUGCUUAACAAGGCUAUUCAUAAAUUAAACGAACAACAACAGCUCAGACAGCAGAGAAACCUCACCAACUCUCAAGGUAUGAACGGAGGUAACAUUAACGGACCAAUUGAUCCGGAGACUUUGGAAUUUGCCAAAGCUUUGUACGAAUUCAACCCAGAAAAUCCUAAUAUUGAGAUUGAGCUCAAACCAAAAGAACUUGUUGCAAUUUUAUCAAAACUCGAUCCGUUAGGUAAUGAGAGCAAGUGGUGGAAAGUGAGGUCCAGAUCUGGUAAGGUUGGCUAUGUGCCUCUGAACUUCCUCAGCAUCAUCGAGAGAAAGGUGCCUCUCAAACAAGUCGCUGCUGCGCCACAUCCUAAUCCAAUUCUGCCACCACUUUCGGGUCAAUCAACACCAAAUAAAUUUGUGGAGGAGUUUGAGCAUCUACAUUAA
This is a messenger RNA of Australozyma saopauloensis, 1389 nucleotides long. It is a transcript of the gene PEX13, whose product is annotated as peroxin. The record is from RefSeq and is a predicted model, not a curated record. Lineage: Eukaryota; Fungi; Ascomycota; Pichiomycetes; Serinales; Metschnikowiaceae. Bases 1 to 1389 code for a protein of 462 amino acids. Gene Ontology annotation, molecular function: protein binding. Gene Ontology annotation, cellular component: peroxisomal membrane; peroxisome; peroxisomal importomer complex. The transcript has a single exon. Gene Ontology annotation, biological process: protein import into peroxisome matrix, docking.